Messenger RNA from Baudoinia panamericana UAMH 10762, 1980 nucleotides. RefSeq lists its product as uncharacterized. Gene Ontology annotation, molecular function: FAD binding. The coding region runs from base 1 to 1980 and encodes 659 amino acids. The record is from RefSeq and is a predicted model, not a curated record. The transcript has a single exon. Lineage: Eukaryota; Fungi; Ascomycota; Dothideomycetes; Mycosphaerellales; Teratosphaeriaceae.
AUGCAGUUCCACCUCAAUGGCUUUAAGGGUUCUGAAGAUCCCCUAAAGCUUCAAUUUGAAGGGGAGCAAGAGCCGGACUUCCAGUCCUCACUACCCGAGGAAGUGGAUGUCCUGAUCGUAGGAGCUGGCCCAGCCGGUCAAUUGCUAGGCGCGCAGCUCGCCCGCUUUCCAAAGAUUACGACCCGUAUCAUUGAGUCGAAAUAUGGGCGCCUGCAACAAGGUCAAGCGGACGGUCUGCAAUGCCGCACGGUAGAGAUCUUCGAAGCGUUUGGGUUCAGUGAGCGGGUCUUGAAAGAAUCGUAUUGGGUGAACGAAACUACCUUCUGGACUCCGACCGAGGAUGGCAAGGGUAUACAUAGAACAGGCAGGAUUCGGGAUACGGAGGAAGGUCUUAGCGAAUUUCCACACGUCAUCUUGAACCAGGCAAGACUGCAUGAUUUGUGGUUGGAUGCUAUGAAGUGGAGUCCGACGAGACUAGAGCCAAGCUACAGCAGGCAGAUGGUGGACAUGCAGAUACCGGAGAGUGGUCCGGUUGAGGUCACAGUCGAGCGGCUGGAUGAGGCUCACAAGGGGCAGAAGGAGACAGUCAGGGCAAAGUAUGUGGUCGGCUGUGAUGGCGCAAGAAGUGGCGUGCGGCGAGCGCUGGGCUUGGAGAUGAAGGGCGACUUCGCGAAUCAAGCUUGGGGUGUGCUGGACGCAUUGUACGUCACUGACUUUCCGGACAUCCGACUCAAAACGACCAUACAUUCGCCCAACGAAGGGAGCAUGGUCCUCAUACCGCGCGAAGGCGGUUACCUCGCUCGCUUCUACAUUUCGUUAGAGAAGCUGCAGCAAAACGAGCGCAUUGCCAGCAAGAAUGUCACCGCCGACAUGCUCGUAGAUAGGGCGCAGCGGAUCUUCAAACCUUUCAACUUCGACGUCCGACAUAUCGCGUACUGGUCCGUGUACGAAGUCGGUCAAAGACUGACAGACCACUUCGAUGACGUGCCAGAAGCACAAUGCAACGAGCGCUCGCCGCGAGUCUUCGUCGCCGGAGACGCCUGCCACACCCACUCCGCAAAAGCCGGUCAGGGCAUGAACGUGUCCAUGAACGACGCCUUCAACCUUGGGUGGAAACUGGCUGGUGUACUACACGGUCUUUUGGAUCCAAAGCUGCUCCAUACGUACAACGACGAGCGGCAACCAAUCGCGAAGCUGCUCAUCGAUUUCGAUCGUGAGAUAGCGCGCCUGUCUGCCGCAAAGCCCAAGACAAAGGACGGCGCCGACGCAGAAGACGCAAUAGAUCCACACGUCUUCCAAGCGUACUUCGAGCGGCAGGGGCGCUUCAUGGCAGGCGUUGAGACCAGAUAUGCGCCCGGUAUGCUCACAUCAGCCGAUACAUCUCACCAGCAACUCGCCAAGGGCUUUGAAAUCGGGAAGCGCUUCCUCUCAGCCAAAGUCUUACGGCUAGCAGACGCCAAGCCUGUGCACCUUGGACACGUUAUGGACGCAGACGGCCGGUGGCGCAUAGUUCUUUUCGGCGAUAAAGCCGACCCAACGUCACCAUCUUCACCAAUCUCCAAGACCUGCGAUUACCUGUACAAUCAUCUCCUACCCAAAUAUACGCCCGUCAAAGCCGACAUAGACAGCGUCAUAGACGUCCGAGCCGUGCUGCAGCAACCGCGGAAAAGCAUCGUCAUCAACGACCUCCCUUCGAUGCUACUUCCGCACAAAGGCGUCUUUGGCAUUCAGGACUACGAGAAGGUCUUCACGGAUGAAGAGAGCUAUGGCUUUGGGUUCGGUGAGAUUUACAAGAACCGAGAGGUCGAUCAAGAGAAAGGCUGUUUGAUUGUGGUGAGGCCGGAUCAGUAUGUCAGCGCUGUCCUGCCGUUAAGUGGAGAUGCAGCCGAGAAAGGGCUUGAGGAGCUAUUUAGAGGUUUCAUGCUAUUGCAGAAGCGUGCGGUCAACGGUAUGGCUAAUGGAGAUGGGCAGCAUGCUUAG